AUGAAGCUUCUUGAAACCCCACUUGAUAUUUGGUUAAGCAUCAAGGACUUUAUGACGCCAGCAGAUGUCGAAAACAUCAUAAACACCAGCUCUAUCCUCUGGAAACAGAUCUUCAAAGAUACUAGUUGGCUGGAGUUUGCCUUGACAUUUGAUCGAUGCUCUCCAGUUCUUAUUGGCCAUAGCUUGAGCACCUAUCGCCCCCGAAAAUCGGCAAGCCGUCUCUACCUUGCUCUUAUCGCAGGUGACCAUUCAGGCGAUCUUAAAUACGAAAGCGAAAGGUGCUUUGCCGCUCUUCAAGAUGGUUGGAAAUAUGACAAGGAUAGAUAUGAGGUCUACUUCCCGUCUGGCAUUACCCUGAAUAUCUACGAUAUUAUAAAUGGCCAUGAGACGGUAAAGCUACCUUUGAAGAAGGUUUUUACCAACACGAAGAAGGGAAUCUACUCAGAAUACUGUUAUUACAGAUAUCCGGCGAUAAGGGAAAUACGGUCAUCCGAUAUCGCAAAAUGGGAUCCUGACUACAGAACACAUCUGCGUGCGCCUCUUGGUUGGUGGAAAGGCCCUGCCAUCAAGGGUAGAGACAUACAAAAAGGUUGCAGGGUUACACUUUUGAACCGGGAUAUAAAGGAAAUUUAUGUCAUUCUUCCAAGGCAUACGGAAGGCAAGCAAUGA
Aspergillus affinis is the source of this 669-nucleotide messenger RNA. RefSeq lists its product as uncharacterized. The coding region runs from base 1 to 669 and encodes 222 amino acids. The record is from RefSeq and is a predicted model, not a curated record. Lineage: Eukaryota; Fungi; Ascomycota; Eurotiomycetes; Eurotiales; Aspergillaceae. The transcript has a single exon.